Molecule: messenger RNA, 3312 nt
Organism: Eruca vesicaria subsp. sativa (arugula)
Lineage: Eukaryota; Viridiplantae; Streptophyta; Magnoliopsida; Brassicales; Brassicaceae
Source: the annotation of a GenBank genome assembly
GCCACUGAGUAGAAAGAAAGAGAGAGAGAAGUAAAUGAAACAAGAGAUUGGUGGUGAGAGGACUCAGCUUUGCAUUUAUUAUCUAAUCUUCCAAACACAAAAACAAAACAAAAAAAAAGAUCUUUCUUCUUCUUCUUCCUUCUGUUCUGUUCUGUCUCUAGGGUUUUCUUGGAUUCCAUUUUAUAAUUUUUAUUUGAAUUUCUGUUUCCAUUUCUCCGUGAAAUUCGUUUGAUUUAAACCCCAAAAUCUUAUAAAUUUCCAAUCUUUAUCUUCUGGGUUCACUUAAAGUUUCCGUCUUUAUUGAUCUCCUCCAAGAUCUCCUUCUCAAUUAGGGUUUUUUUUCUCUCUCUCUUAUGGGUCUUCCCUCCUUUUAUUACUAAAACAAAAAGAUUAUGCAUUUCCCUUUGUGGAAGCAAAUCCACCACUGCGCUGCUCUCAUCUUAGACAAGAGCAAGAGCAGGAGUAGAAGCCAUGACUCCUCCUCCACCUCCUCCUCCACGCUCCGUAAGCUCUACGAAGACAAGCUCAGAGAAGCUCUCGAGGAAGCAUCCGAGAACGGGUCACUCCACAAAUCUCAAGACAUAGACAAUGAGACUCAAGAAGACGAGAACUUGUCCCGGUCUAGAUCCCUAGCGAGACUCCACGCGCAGAGAGAGUUUCUACGCGCGACAGCUUUAGCAGCUGAACGAGAUUUCAACUCAGAGGAAGACAUCCCUCAGCUUCUUGAAGCUUUUAGCAAGUUUCUUACAAUGUAUCCCAAGUACGAGACGUCUGAGAAAGUUGAUCAGUUGAGAUCUGAUGAGUAUGGUCACUUGUCUGAUUCCAAUUCCAAGGUAUGUCUUGAUUACUGUGGGUUUGGUCUGUUCUCGUAUGUUCAGACGCUUCAUUAUUGGGAUUCUUGUACGUUUAGUCUCUCUGAGAUCACUGCUAAUUUGAGUAACCACGCGCUUUACGGUGGAGCUGAGAGUGGGACUGUGGAGCAUGAUCUCAAGACUAGGAUUAUGGAUUACCUCAACAUCCCUGAGAGUGAGUAUGGUCUUGUUUUCACUGUUAGUAGAGGCUCUGCGUUUAAGCUCCUUGCUGAGUCUUACCCUUUUCAUACAAACAAGAGGCUUUUGACGAUGUUUGAUCAUGAGAGUCAGUCUGUGAACUGGAUGGCUCAGACUGCUAGAGAGAAGGGAGCUAAGGCUUACAACGCUUGGUUUAAAUGGCCGACUUUGAAGCUGUGUUCCACUGAUUUGAAGAAGAGGUUGUCUCAUAAGAAGAGGAAGAAGAAGGACUCUGCUGUUGGGUUGUUUGUGUUUCCUGCUCAGUCUAGGGUUACUGGGUCUAAGUACUCUUACCAGUGGAUGGCUCUUGCUCAGCAGAACAACUGGCAUGUCUUGCUUGAUGCUGGCUCUCUAGGUCCUAAAGAUAUGGACUCGCUGGGGUUGUCCUUGUUUCGACCAGAGUUUAUCAUCACUUCGUUCUAUAAAGUGUUUGGGCAUGAUCCUACAGGGUUUGGUUGUUUGUUGAUUAAGAAGUCAGUGAUGGGUAAUCUCCAGAGCCAGUCUGGUAAAACAGGAUCAGGAAUAGUGAAGAUCACACCUCAGUAUCCGUUGUAUCUCAGUGAUUCAAUAGAUGGUUUGGACGGAUUGGUUGGUCUUGAAGAUGGUACAAAUGGUUAUGAUAAACCUCCUGGCGCUACUAUGGAAGCUGCUCGUAAAGGAGCUCAGAUGCCGGCUUUCUCUGGCGCAUACACUUCAGCUCAAAUGAGAGAUGUGUUUGAGACAGAGCUUUUAGAUGAUAAUACCUCUGAUAGAGAUGGGACUAGUAGUACCAUUUUCGAAGAGAAUGAAAGCGUUUCGGUUGGAGGGUUGAUGAAGAGUCCAGCUUUUAGUGAAGAUGAGUCAUCAGACAACUCGUUUUGGAUCGAUUUGGGUCAUAGUCCUCUUGGUUCUGACCCCUUGAACCACCAUAAAAUCGCCUCUCCGUUGCCACCGUUUUGGUUUACAAGCAAACGGCAGUCACCUAGACCUGUUGCAAAGAGUCCUAUGUAUGAUGGUAAAGACGUCCUCUCGUUUGAUGCUGCAGUUAUGUCGGUUACUCAGGAGACUAAUAACUCAACGCCAUCACGGAACCUGAGGAACUCCAGGAGUCUCCUUACACAAGAGAUACAGGAAGAAGAGCAAUGUGGUUUUGGAACAAAUGGGUCAAGCUCCAAGAUUUGCUCUGAUAUGAAAGAGAAUGCUAUUAGACGAGAAACAGAAGGAGAGUUCAGGUUGUUAGGAAGAAGAGGGAGGCUUAUGGGUGUUGAAGAUGAGCAACCUAGCAGAGGAACAAGGGUUUCGUUUAAUGUUGACCGUGUCAGUCAUAGUCUGGACCAAGGUGAAGCUUCUCUGGCAAGUGUGUAUGACGAAGAAAGUGAUGGUGAGAACCCGAAUGAGGAUGAUUGGGAGAGAAGGGAACCGGAGAUUGUUUGCAGCCAUAUUGAUCAUGUGAAUAUGUUAGGUCUUAGUAAAACCACAACUAGACUCAGGUUCCUUAUAAACUGGCUUGUGAUCUCUUUGCUGCAAUUGAAAGUGCCUGAAUCAGGCGACAGAGCCAUGAAUCUUGUGCAGAUUUAUGGGCCAAAGAUAAAGUACGAAAGAGGAGCAGCGGUUGCUUUCAACGUGAAAGACAAAAGCAAAGGCUUUGUGAGUCCAGAGGUUGUUUUAAAACUUGCUGAGAGAGAAGGUGUGUGUCUUGGUAUUGGCAUCUUGAGUCACAUACGGAUGAUGGAUAUCCCGAGAAGCCAUCAUCAUCGUGGGGGAGGCGCUAGGAUCAAGGAGGAAAGCUCUUUGCAUAUGCAGAGAGAAGCUGGUGGUAAGAGAGGAGGUGGGUAUGUGAGAUUUGAGGUUGUGACAGCUUCUCUGAGCUUUUUGACAAACUUUGAAGAUGUUUAUAAGCUAUGGGCUUUUGUGGCCAAGUUCCUAAACCCUAGUUUCAGCAGAGAAGGUACGCUCCCUACUGUAGUUGAAGAUGAAGAAGCAGAAGAGUCAGAGACGUGAUGGGAGAAAACACAAAGCCAGAAAACUUUUUGAAUAUGACUCAAAAGAGGCUGUGCAUCCUAGAGAUGAUGGGUAGUGGUGCUUCUGGAAAUGGAAAGUGAGAGAUGUGAGUUGAGAUUUGUUGCUAUAUAGUUUUUUAUUUAAUUGCGUUUUGAUGUGUUUAUCAGUUGUGAGAUAGGGAGGGAACAAUUCUUGUAAUGUGGAAAGCAGAAACAGUGUUUGGCCAAAAGAUUUCACGUUUAGAUUAAAGCAUUUAGCUCUGACACAACCUCUCAUCAAGUCU